This is a messenger RNA of Calidris pugnax (ruff), 3437 nucleotides long. RefSeq names its product heat shock transcription factor, X-linked-like. Gene Ontology annotation, biological process: regulation of DNA-templated transcription. Gene Ontology annotation, molecular function: sequence-specific DNA binding; DNA-binding transcription factor activity. NCBI's taxonomy places the organism in Eukaryota, Metazoa, Chordata, Aves, Charadriiformes, Scolopacidae. The coding region runs from base 2153 to 3259 and encodes 368 amino acids. The transcript is spliced from 5 exons. The record is from RefSeq and is a predicted model, not a curated record.
CUUACAAGGCAGCACCAUAUUCAAGUGCCCUCAUUCCUCCUCGGCCACCUGAGACUCAGGCUGACACAGAGAAAACAGAACGAGCCACUUCCUGAAGGCAGAGAUGGGAGAGGUGGCUGUGAUCACUGGGUCUUGGCUCUCCACCCCAAAAGGUCUGUCCUGCUGCCAGCAACUGCACAUUGCUUGCUGUUCCUUGGCUUGUGUGAACACUCGGUAAGCUCCACCCUCAGAGCAAGCCUGAAUUGCUGAGGAUUUCCUGGAAAUAAAGCAAAAGCUAAAAGCUGAAUACGGAUACUGUUCAAGAUGUGUUAGGAACUGGCUUGUUAGUUGAAUCUGGUUUUUGGAUGGAGAAGAUCAGGUUUGAGACCAUCUAAGGAACCUGAAGGUUCUCAAGUUCGUGGGACCUGAUGAGAUGCAUCCGCAGGUCUUGAGGGAGCUGGUGGCUGAAGUUGCCAAGCCACUAGCCAUCAUAUUCAAAAAACCGUGGCAGUCUAGUGAAGUUCCCACUGACUGGAAAAGGGGAAACAUAACUUAAAAAGGAAAAAAGGAAGACAUGGGGAACUACAGGCCAAUCUCACCUCAGUACCCAACAAGAUCAUGGGGCAGAUCCUCCUGGAAACUAUGCUAAGGCACCUGGACAAUGAGGUGAUCAGUGAGAGCCAACAUGGGCAAAUUGUGCCUAACAAAUUUGGUGGCCACCUACAAUGGCAUCACAGCACUGGUGGAUUAGGGAAGAGCAACUGAUGUCAUCUACCUGGACUUGUGCAAAGCAUUUGACACUGUCCUGCACAAAGACAUCUGUCUCUAAAUUGGAGACAUGGAUUUCACAGAUGGACCACCCAGUGGAUAAGGAAUUGGCUGGAUGGCCACACUUGAAGACUUGCAGUCAAUGGCUUGAUGUCCAAGUGGCAACCAGUGACAUUUCUCAGGUGCUGGUAUUGGUACCGGUGCCGUUUAACAUCUUUAUCAGUGAUAGAGGGAUUGAGUGCACCCAAGUUUGCCAACAAGACCAAGCCGUGUGGUGUGGUUGACAGGCUGGAGGGAAGGCAUGCCAUCCAGAGGGACCCGGACAGCCUUGAGAGGUGGGCCCAUGUGAACCUUAAGAAGUUCAAAAAGGCCAAGUGCGAGAUCCUGCAUGUGGGUUAGGGCAAUCCCUAGCACAAACACAGGCUGGGCAGAGGCUGGGGGUGUUGGUGGAUGAGAAGCUCAGCAUGAGCCAGCAAUGUGUGCUUGCAGCCCAGAAAGCCAACCGCAUCCUGGGCUGCAUCAAAAGAAAUGUGGUGAGCAGGCUGAGGGAGGUGCCCUUCUACUCCGCUCUUGUGACACGCCAUAGAGUUAUCCAUAAAUAGUUUAUUAGAGUUGGUAUCCUAUAGACCCUAGUAGUGUUAGUAAAAAACUAUUUUAAGAAAAAAUCUUUCCCAGUUGUCUUGCUCUCUUUGCACAGCACGACCCCAGGGUGACUUCCUAUUUCAGCACCCACAGAACAAGGAGAAGCAACUGAUCUGCCACCAGUGGAGUCAUUUCUGAGAAGAGCCCAGCCUGGUUUGUUAGCACUAGAGAGCACAAGCGUGUGAUGCUCUGCUGGCUGAGAGGCAAGGAUCACCUCCACCAGGCUCCGGAGCCAUCCAUCUCCGCUAGCUGAGAGACGGGGAUCAUCUCCACCAGGCUCCAGAGCCAUCCAUCCCUGCAAGGAGGAGUCAGGCAAAGGUGCUCACUGACCCGCGUGGGAGCUGCUGCUUCUCCAAUGCUCUAGUGAGAAGUGAGAAGGCAGGAACCACCCUGUUCCCAGGAGAGAAGAGAAACUGCAAGUCUCUGCUGAGCAGUUUCCCUUCCUUCUUUCUGCUCUUCAGAAAAAGCUGCUGUCCUGCUCUGGCCCUGUAUUGCAAUGCUACUAGAAAAAGUGGAGCACUGGAAGAAUGCUCCUCCUUUUCCCCAAGGCUUUUAUCUGUCUCUUGGGCUAUCUUCUCCUCUGCUUGGCAGAGGCUUCUUCCUAACAGUUUUCUAACAGUCAGCAUCCAGCAACAAGCCAACACAGACUGUAAGGACAUUUCUGCAGGUGUCAGAGGUGCCCAGCUGGAAAGCUUCCCAAAUAGGGCACUGGGAUGCUCAACGCUGCAGCCAUCCCUGCUGCUCCCUGCAGACCCACUCCUGGAUGCAACCGGACACAGAAUGGUCCUCUCACUGCCCACAGCUGUUCCACACAGCUUUAUUGACCUCUGGGCUCUGGAGUCCCACCGCCGCUGGCUCUGGGAGUCAAAAGCAGCAAGUGCUCUUCAGCAAUGUCUCCUCAGGCUCAUCCCUUCUGACAGGGCACCACUGCAGCGCUGUGAUGUCCCCACUAAGCAGCACAGGCAUCCCAAUGACUUGUCAGAAUGUCCCACUGGUAUCUACAGCUGGCCCCAGCUGGCCUUUGCUUGCUGACUGGCAGGACAAGGCCUGGCUGUCCAGGGUGAUGGCCAGCGAGGAAAGCUUUGGUCUAGCUGUUUCCAAGGAGAAGGCGGGUGAAGCCAAUGAGCUCUCAGCCCUCUACUUUUCACAAAAGCUGUGGAAACUGGUGGAAAGCGACCAGUUUCAGUCGAUUCGGUGGAGUCUGAGUGGAAAAUGCGUGGCCAUCAAUGAAGAGCUCUUCAAAGAGGAGGUGCUGGGCAGGGCAGGACCUCUGCAGGUUUUUGCCUUGAACAGCAUGAAGAGUUUCCUCCGGCAGAUGAACCUCUAUGGAUUCACCAAACUGAAGAGCGAUGUCCCAAGAUCUGCCUCCCUGCCCGAGUUUCUGAGAGAAGAACCAGCUGACAGCCAGAUCCUCUACUACUACAACCCCAGCUUCAACAGAGACCAUCCCCACCUGCUGGAGAGCUGCAAGAGGAGGGUUGGUGUCAAGUGGAGAGCCUCGGAUGCCCCAGCAGUGGAUGAAAGCCACCCCUCCAUGAGCCCAGGGGGUCAGCCUGCAGGGGACACACCAGCUCCCACCAAGCAAUGGGCACCUCCCAGCCUCACCAGUGUCCCUCCACCUCCACCAGCAGCUGCUCCCACCCUUCCCCAGCCGGCCGGAGCAGCAGGCAGCCAGAGGCUCAUCCCUCUGACCCUCUUCUUCCUCCCACCACCCAGCAGCCAAGCCCCAGAGGGUCUCCAGCCCCAUGCUCAGGCUCCUCUGUGCUUCCCAGUGCCCGUGCUGGCAGCAGCCUCAGCUCUGCUGGGGCCAAGACCACCCCACUGCCCCACCUGCACCCCCAACCCUGCAGAUGGACAUGGCACAUCCUAGAGAGCACAGAGUCAGCAGAAAGUCAACAGUGUCUAACUAACAGCGUUAACAGCUAGAGCUUAAUAGCCUUGGUUUUAGGCUUCUUUAGCUUUAAGAGGGAUGAUCCACAGCUGCUGGAAAGGUGCAAGCCAAAAGUGGGAUGCAAAACAGGAGCUGCAGCUGCCUGGAUGUGGAGAUG